AUGAGUUCCUCAAAUGAGAGGAGCAACAUAUCCAGGCUGGUCAUUAUCAUGUCAGCGUGCAGCUCCAGUCUCUCAUGGAUGGUUUUCCACCUUGCUCUACUGGUAACACUGGUGUCCCAGUGCGAGGGAGGUUGUCUGGAUGCAGGACUGUGUUGCUUUGGACAAAACAGGUCAUGUAUUACUGAGGGCUGGAGGCAAGAUCACUCAUAUGGGGAAUGUUACUGCGAUCAGGCAUGCAAGACAACAUUGGACUGUUGCCACGACUAUGACCUUGCCUGUCCAGCUGUUUCCUGUGUGGUGAGUGAAUGGAAUGUUUGGUCUGGCUGUCUGGAGUCAUGUAAGCCCACACUGCGCACCAGACAGAGGCAGGUGAUUCAAAAGGCACGUAAUGGUGGUAAAUCCUGUCCAUCUCUACAGCAGACUGCAGGCUGUGUUGAGUACCAUGAUGAGCAGGGACCCUGCCUGCAGUCACUUGUCCCAGCCCUCAUCACCACUGGUGGCUAUGGAAAUGCCUGGAAAAAGAGAGAGAUUUCAGACACAAACAAUAUCACAGGUUACUGUGUGGAGUUUGAACUCACCUCUCUGACGGUGGGCUGUCAGCGCAGUAUCACUCCUCAUACUCACUGGAUGCGGUACCUGAAGGAAGGGCAUGAGGUGUGUGUGGAGUGUCAGCCACCAGCUCUUGCCCAGGGCCAACGCUACUGUUCAGGGGAUGGGGGAAGCACAACGCAGGAAAGGAGCUUAUCUCUGCAGUGGCAGGCCGUGGGGAAUUCUCAGUGCAGAGGGGUGUGGAGACGGGUCCGUCGCCGAGAUUCCUGUUCCUGUCCUACUGUACACAGUUUUAUCUUCAUUUAACUCACACAUUUGAUAGAACAAUAUGUGGCAAGUGUGUAGAUUUUGUUUGAAAGUUGGUAGUGACAUAUUGCAAGGAUCAUAUUCAAAAUGUUGGUAUUAAG
This is a messenger RNA of Xyrauchen texanus (razorback sucker), 956 nucleotides long. Its product is annotated as somatomedin-B and thrombospondin type-1 domain-containing protein-like. NCBI's taxonomy places the organism in Eukaryota, Metazoa, Chordata, Actinopteri, Cypriniformes, Catostomidae. The record is from RefSeq and is a predicted model, not a curated record. The coding region runs from base 1 to 855 and encodes 284 amino acids. The transcript has 5 exons.